Messenger RNA from Aaosphaeria arxii CBS 175.79, 1378 nucleotides. RefSeq lists its product as uncharacterized. Bases 179 to 1249 code for a protein of 356 amino acids. Lineage: Eukaryota; Fungi; Ascomycota; Dothideomycetes; Pleosporales. Gene Ontology annotation, cellular component: membrane. The transcript has 2 exons. The record is from RefSeq and is a predicted model, not a curated record.
GUUGAUUCUCGAUGUCAUUGCUCUCUGUGUCGUGAUUUUCUAUCUGUCAAUCGAUGUGCCGUUCACCAAAGUUGGCUUUGCCCAUGGGACGUAGCGUGUUAUGACAGUGCAGCGAACAACGUUACGGCGGGCGCAGUUGCGACAGUUCGAUAUAUAAUCUGUUGACCAGUUGCCCAUCAUGCCACCACCACCGAGCUUGGCAAGCUCGAGUUUACAGUAUGCGCAGAUAGAGAGGAGAAAUGGGGGACAUUUUGCGCAUGCCGUCCUCAACCCAUACAUCUACGACCCCUCAAUCCCCCUGGCCAUUGUCGGAGCCAUCAUCUUCCCCGUCCUCUCCGCAUACAUCCUCUACCAAUACAUUCGACACCGAUCAUGGUUCUGGUGGGCAGCCGUCAUCGGCGUGCUCAUGGAAACAAUGGGCUUCAUCUCGCGGCUCGUCUCCGCGACAGAUGAGCACAACGACCUCCCCUUCCUCAUCGCCUUCGUCACCAUCCUCCUCGCGCCGUCCUUCCUCGCCGCCGCCUGCUACACCGCAUUCAGUCGCGUUGUCUGGUUCUCAUGCCCGACCGAGUCGCUCUCCUUCCAGCGCCUCUGGUGCUUCCCCCGCUGGAUAACUCCCACCUUCGUAAUCUUCGACCUCGUCUCCUUCGCCAUCCAGCUCAUAGGCGCAGGCCUAAUAUCCCGCCACUACGACCGCGACCCGUCCCACGACCGAAACAUCGAGAAAGCAGAGUCGAACACGCAAUCCGGGCGGGUCAUCCUCGUCCUCGGCCUCAUCCUCCAAAUGUCGUGCUUCGCGUCCUUCGCCGUCAUCGCCGUCCGCUACUUCUUCAUCAGCCGCCAGUGGCGCUGCGACGACCUGGGCGACUGGCGCAUGUGGCGGCGUCUCUCAUGGAUGAUCAACGUGGCCGCGGGCCUCAUCGCCGUGCGCGCCAUCUACCGCACCAUGGAGAUCCCGCACGACAAAGGCUCCGGGCUCCAGUACCUCCAGUCCCACGAGUGGUGCUUCUGGGUCUUCGACGCGUUUCCGAUUUUCCUGACUCUCGUGGUCUUCGCGGUCUGGCAUCCGGGGAGGUAUCUUCCGCAGAAUUAUACGGGGCUCAAGUUGAAUAAGGUCGCGGCGAUUCAGCAGAAGGAUGCUAUCAGGCCGCCGAGCGUAUUGACGGAGGGCGAGGAGUUGAGAGAGUUCAGGCCGGAGGACUUUGGCUGUGGGGCACCGCGUGGCGUGUGUGCGGGUGCGAGGGUCUGAUGCUUGCUUGCUUGCUUGCAUGCAUAAUUGUGGAGUGCAUGCUUCUACACAAUCGACCUGCGAGACAUUCACCUUUUCCCAUGAUGAUGAAGGUACUUUUCUUUCAUCUUCUUUGUUCCUGCGAGCCGA